Molecule: messenger RNA, 345 nt
Organism: Brenthis ino (lesser marbled fritillary)
Lineage: Eukaryota; Metazoa; Arthropoda; Insecta; Lepidoptera; Nymphalidae
Source: the annotation of a GenBank genome assembly
AUGGCAAGUAUAACGAUUUUCAAUUUUUUAUUUUUUACUCUUGCAACACUGAGUGCCACUGUCCACAGUUCAAAAAAAUUAUUAAAAAAAGUUAAAUCGUCACAUCAGAAGUGUGCUACUUUCUCAAGAUCGUCUUUAACAAAUUAUUUCAUCAUGACCGGUCGUGAUGGGGGAAAGAAAAAGCCACUGAAGGCACCAAAAAAACCAUCCAGAGAGCUUGAUGACGACGAUUUAGCUCUAAAACAAAAGUUAAAAGAACAACAGAAAGCAUUAGAAGAAGCAAAAGCAAAAGCUUCACAGAAGGGGCCGCUUGUGAGUGGUGGCAUAAAAAAAUCAGGCAAAAAG